Molecule: messenger RNA, 1847 nt
Organism: Hemibagrus wyckioides
Lineage: Eukaryota; Metazoa; Chordata; Actinopteri; Siluriformes; Bagridae
Gene: slc35f2l
Product: info solute carrier family 35 member F2, like
Exons: 8
Coding region: 75-1286 (403 amino acids)
Biological process (GO): transmembrane transport
Cellular component (GO): membrane
Molecular function (GO): transmembrane transporter activity
Source: RefSeq, a predicted model, not a curated record
UUGUAGUCUUCCCGGACACAUCGGCUGGCAGAAGAUCACUUCAGAGCACGAGUGAGAAGAGCAGAGAAGCAGAGAUGAGUCAUGAUCAACGUGAAUCAGUCUGUCACAAGCUUUCCAGGGAACUCAGACAUUUCAAAUGGAGGGAAAUUUUCACAUGGAAGCUCCUGAAAACGCUGGCCAUGGGCCAGGGUCUCUCAGCACUGAUUUGCGGGACUGCAGUCACAUCUCAAUACCUGGCCACAGAAUUUCACCUGGACGUACCAAUGCUCCAGAGCUGCAUCAAUUACACACUUCUAUGCCUCACCUACACUACUGCACUGUGUUUUAGAAAAGGCAAUAAAAAUAUUCUGCAGAUCUUAAAGACAAAAUGGUGGAAAUAUGUAUUGUUGGGGCUGGCAGAUGUGGAGGCAAAUUAUGCAGUGGUGAAGGCUUACCAGUAUACCACACUAACCAGCAUACAGCUCUUAGAUUGCUUUAUUCUCCCAGUGCUUCUGGUCCUGUCCCGGGUCUUCCUGAAGUCACGCUACAGAAUUAUUCACUAUGUAGCUGUGUGUGUGUGUCUGGCUGGUGUAGGGGCCAUGGUUGGAGCAGAUCUAGUCUCAGGCAGAGACCAAGGAUCGAUAUGUCAUCAUACUGAAUGCUACAUUGCUGUGACUUCAUCAGGCAGUAACAUUCUGCUGGGAGAUGGCCUGGUUAUCAUCAGUGCCACUCUGUAUGCAGUCUCCAACCUGUGCCAGGAGUACAUUGUGAAGAACGAGAGCCGGGUGGAAUUUCUAGGGAUGGUGGGCUUCUUCGGGACACUGAUCAGUGGAAUACAGCUAGGUAUUUUAGAACAUGUGCAGGUGGCAAAUAUUCAGUGGACGUGGCAAAUUGCUCUGCUCCUGUGUGGGUUUGCUGUGUGUAUGUAUACACUGUACAGCUGCAUGCCUGUGGUGAUCAGCAUGUCCAGCGCCACAGCAGUUAACCUCUCCCUGCUUACAGCUGAUCUCUUCAGCCUCUUCUGUGGCCUUUUCCUUUUCCAGUACACUUUCUCAGGGCUCUAUGUUGUGUCUUUAAUGGUGAUCAUGGUGGGUUUCAUAAUGUUCAACGCCGUCCCUACACCAAACCAAACUCCUGAACCAGUGUGUGAGGACGGAGGACAUGACAACCAGGCUGCUGAGAUCGAUGAUGAGAGACAAGUGGGCUCUGAAGUCGAGAAUCAAGAGAAAGGCCAGACUGAUUCCAGUGGAAAGAGUCUUCCAGCUGAAAACGGACACGGAUGUGUUUUAAGCAGUGUUAAAUUGUAAGAUCAGAAACUUCAGGUCAACACUGCAUGUGGAUUUAGUUUAGACUGAUGAUGUCAUUAUGCUGAUGCUAACUUACUUCUCACAAUAUAUAAAUGCCUAUACUUGAAUGACAGCUGGAUUUAGGUCACAUUUAGGAGUCUGUUGUUUUAUUUCAUAUUUGAAAACAUCGGCUGUCACUCUCUUUAUGUUUUAGAUAUUGAAGCAGAUGAACUAAAAAUUUGCCAAAAAAUCUGCUAUACCAUACCAAUUUUUAUACAGACUUUAAAAAUCUAUAGUCUCUAUAAAAAAUAUAUAUAUUGCUGUAAAGAAAAAAAAAAAAUCAGCAAGUCAAAUGAAAAAUGAUAAUGACAGGUAAAAUCUCUAAAUGUAUUUAUUUAUUACAGAAUAAUAUUUUUGUUCCGUUUGUUCAUUUCUGUACUAUUUCUUCACAUUUAAAUUUAAAGAAAAGAAUAAUAGGUAAUAAAUAGUGUAUGAUGAAACUUGAAUUUUGGCAUGAAAAACCGUCUAUUCUUUAUUAUACUGCAUUUCUUGUAUUGGUUAAGGUGAGUUGUGCAAUAAAGA